CCACAACGCCCAGCAGAGCCCCGAAGCCCUUUGAGAAGACCGGCUCCUGCUCGCCGCGCCUGACCCCUGACCUGAGCUCUCCCGGCAGGUCAGACCAUGAAGCUGAAGGAACUUGAGAGGCCUGCUGUCCAAGUGUGGAGCCCCGCCAGCCAGUACCCUGUAUAUCUGGCUACAGGAACAUCUGCCCAGCAGCUAGAUGCCUCCUUUAGCACAAAUGGCACAUUGGAAAUCUUUGAGGUUGAUUUCAGGGACUCUUCUUUGGACUUGAAACGCCAGGGAGUCCUUUCUGCCUCAAGCAGGUUUCACAAGCUGAUCUGGGGGAGCUUUGGCAGUGGGCUUCUGGAAGGCUCCGGGGUUAUUGCAGGCGGCGGGGACAAUGGCAUGCUUACUCUAUACAAUGUGACCCACAUCCUGUCUUCGGGAAAGGAGCCUGUGAUUGCCCAGAGACAGAAGCACACAGGGGCUGUCAGAGCCCUUGACUUUAAUCCUUUCCAGGGCAACCUCCUCGCCUCAGGGGCCAAUAAUUCUGAAAUCUUCAUUUGGGAUUUGAAUAACCUGAGUGUGCCAAUGACCCCAGGAUCCAAGUCACAGUAUCGUGAGCAGCCCCCAGAAGACAUCAAGGCACUCUCUUGGAACCGGCAAGUUCAACAUAUUUUGUCUUCUGCUCACCCCAGCGGCAAGGCAGUUGUGUGGGAUCUCAGGAAGAAUGAACCUAUCAUCAAAGUCAGUGAUCACAGCAACAGGAUGCACUGCUCAGGCCUGGCCUGGCACCCAGACAUAGCCACUCAGUUGGUGCUAUGUUCAGAAGAUGACCGCCUCCCAGUGAUUCAGCUGUGGGACUUGCGCUUUGCUUCCUCGCCCCUGAAGGUGCUGGAGAGCCAUAGCAGGGGUAUCUUGUCAGUGUCGUGGAGCCAGGCUGAUGCUGAGCUGCUGCUCAGUAGUGCCAAGGACAACCAGGUGUUGUGCUGGAACCUGGGGAGCAGCGAGGUGGUGUACAGGCUGCCGGCACAGAGCAGCUGGUGCUUUGAUGUGCAGUGGUGCCCUCGGGACCCCCCAGUGUUCUCUGCUGCCUCCUUUGACGGCUGGAUCAGUUUGUACUCUGUCAUGGGUAGGAGCUGGGAGGUCCAGCAGAUGAGACAGGCUGACAAGAUCUCUUCUUCCUUCAGCAGAGGCCAGCCUCUCCCACCAUUGCAGGUGCCUGAGCAGGUAGCCCAAGCAUCACUGAUACCUCCUCUGAAGAAAGCUCCCAAAUGGAUGAGAAGGCCAGCAGGCGUUUCAUUUGCUUUUGGGGGGAAGCUGGUUACCUUUGGCCUUCCUAGCACCUCUGCCCAUCAGGUGCCACAGCCUUGCCUCCACCUCGUCUUCAUCAGUCAAGUCACCACAGAAUCUGAAUUCCUGAUGCGGUCAGCUGAGCUGCAGGAGGCCCUGGGAUCCGGAAAUCUCCUCAAUUAUUGUCAAAACAAGAUCCAGCGAGCGUCACAGCAAAGCGAAAAGAUGCUUUGGCAGUUCCUAAUGGUGACCUUGGAGCAAGACUCCAGAAUGAAAUUCCUAAAGCUGUUAGGAUACAGUAAAGAUGAGCUUCAGAAGAAGGUGGCCACUUGGUUGAAGAGCAACUCAGGGCUGGGUGAGAGCCCUCAGCCCAAGGGGGACGACCUCAGCAGUCGCAGACAACAGACCUUCCACAGCCAGGCCUCCAAACACACCACAGAGGAAGCCUCUGCCUCCUCAACCUUCUUUGAUGAGCUGGUCCCUCAGAACAUGACUCCCUGGGAGAUCUCCAUCACAGAAGAUGCGGAUGGGCUGCUGAGCCAGGCUCUCCUGCUCGGUGAACUGGGCCCUGCUGUGGAGCUGUGUCUGAAGGAAGAACGCUUUGCUGAUGCCAUUAUCUUGGCCCAGGCUGGGGGUGCAGAUCUACUGAAGAAAACACAGGAACGCUACUUGGCCAAGAAGAAAACCAGAAUCUCCUUGCUGCUCGCCUGUGUUAUACGGAAGAACUGGAGGGAUAUGGUGUGCUCCUGUAGCCUGCAGAACUGGAGAGAGGCACUGGCCUUGCUGCUGACAUACUCAGGGCCAGAGAAAUUUCCUGAGCUCUGUGACAUGCUGGGUGCUCGCAUGGAGCAGGAGGGCAGCAGGGCACUCACCUCCGAAGCCAGACUCUGUUAUGUGUGCUCAGGGAAUGUGGAGCGGCUGGUGGAGUGCUGGGCAAAAUCCCGCCAGGCUUCAUCCCCCAUGGCUCUACAGGACUUGAUGGAGAAGGUGAUGGUCCUAAACAAGAGCCUGGAGCUAAUGCAGAGUCCUGCUGGCAUGAGCCCAGGCCCUGCCACCACCUACCGGGUCACUCAGUAUGCCAACCUCCUGGCAGCCCAGGGCAACCUGGCCACUGCCAUGAGCUACCUACCCAGUGACUGUGCUCAGCCACAAAUUCAGCAGCUGAGAGAUCGGCUUUUUCAUGCCCAGGGUGCUGAUGUCGUGGGCCAACAGUCUCCUCCUUUCCCCUUUCCCCAAGUCAUUGUGGGACCUACCCCCCACUCUAAAGAGACAUCGUCUUGCAAAUUGGGAUUCCAGCCUUCUCACCAGGUUCCCACUCCAUCUACAAGGCCAAGGAUUUUCACACCUCAGUCAUCACUAGUGAUGCCCCUGGCACUGUCCUGUCCUGGCCCUUAUCAAGGCUCCAGAAUGCAGAAUGUACGAGACUACAGGGCACCUGAGCCCCAGGUAGCCCAGCCUUUAACCUUGGGCCCUGGGGUAAGGCCUGCUUUACCUCAGCCACAGCUGUUAAGAGGGCAGAGGGCACAAGCUUCUAACCCCGUGGGAUUCCCUGCAACGUGGCCUCUUCCUGGGCCCCCUCCGCCCACGGCACCCUCUGGAAUCAUGCAGCCUGGCUCUGUCUGCCUGCCUGAGGCUGCUCGACUGCUCCCUUUCCUUCCUGUGAGACCCCCAGGUCUCGGCCCUGUGAGCUCCCAGGCCCCAGCCCCUCCUGUCAGCUUCCCUGCAGCACACCUUCCGUGGGGACCAGGUGCUCCGUGCUCUAGCACCGUCCAGACCACUGGCAUCCUGACCCCUCAGCCAGGACCUCAAGAUCCCUUGACAAAUGCUCCAGCUCCCAGGGCAAGCCUCCAGAGGAGACAAGUGCCAGAGACAUUUAUGUCCCCAGCACCAAUUACUGCUCCAGUUAUGAGCCUCACUUCGGAGCCAGUAGGGAUCCUUUCCUCACAGGCCCCUGUCCCCGGUGCGGGUCAUGCUGCCCCUGGAGCACCAGGAGAACUCGGCCUGCAGCAACAGCCACCAGAGAAGAUGGACAGGAAGGACCUGCCCCCAGAACAUCAGUGCUUGAAAACCAGCUUCGAGGCACUUCUACAGCGCUGCUUCCAGUCUGCCACUGACUUAAAGACCAGACGGAAGCUGGAGGAGGCUGCCCAACGUCUUGAAUGUCUAUAUGAGAAGCUCUGCAAGGGGACGCUCUCGCCUCAUGUCCUGGCUGGGCUCCACGAGGUUGCCCGAUGUGUGGAUGCAGGAAGCUUUGAGCAGGGCCUUGCAGUGCAUGCCCAGGUGGUGGGCUGCAGCCGCUUCAGCGAGGUCUCCAGCUUUAUGCCUGUUCUGAAGGCUGUUCUCACCAUUGCUCAUAAGCUGCACGUCUAAGCCAGGCAGCCUCCGGAACCAGGAGGUCACUUCUAUUGUUACUCAACUCUUCUCCCUGCAGAAAAGGGAAUUUCGGAACAGAUUCUUCAUUUUUCCCAGCCCUCUUUCUUGCUGCUGGGUAUGUGAUGCUGUGGGCUUGGCUCCAAACCUGCAGCGUGCCUGCUUUCUACCCCUGUGUGCCUGGCCCUCUGGGGUCUGCCCAAGGCCUGCUCAGCCUCUGGGGCAGGGCACAGAGCCGCUCUGCACUUCCCCUAUGCUGUACUCUGACAAGACCCAGGGCAGGGUAUCUUCUCCCUUGGAGAGACUCUGUUUAAGUAGCUUCUGGGAGGGUGAGCAGGAGCCAAGUCUACCUCUGCAAUACCCAUCUUUUAGGUCUUUUGUUUUUCUCCUUCUGUGGGUUAUGAGCCUGACUUUACCUGCUACUUGCCUCUGACUUCGUCUUUCUCUGAGCCCCACAGGCUGGAGUAGAGUUGACUGUUCAUCCUUUGAACAAGUCAUGAACCCGAGGGAAGGGUGCUGAGCAUAACCAAGAGAAGGAACUUUGGCUCUUGUCAGAAGGAAGAUCUCAUCUGCCAGCAUUAUUAAGAGUGGGUGAGGUCAGGUGGAAGGUAGAAGGGGUGCACUGCCUUUUGCUGGGAGCUGUCCGAGCCUAUGAGAUAGGAGCAGAGGGACCACUGCCUAUGGGGAAUGGCCCCUCACUUGACCCGUCUGAGCCCUGUUCUGAGUCAGGGGUCCAAGGCCCUAGACCGUUGGUUCUGUGAGGGUAAGCCCGGCUCUGGAAUAGGUACCACAUUAACAAAAGACUCUCUUUUAGCACUGCUCCUCAAGGGUUGGAGGCUCUUGUCCCACUCAGCCCCCACAUGUCUCAAGGCUGCCUCCUCUGGCUGCACUUUCAGGGCUGGAUGCUGCAUUGAAGCACUGAUGUACUUAAUGUGCAAUAAAGCUAUUGAUUUGGUUUCCUCA
Phyllostomus hastatus (greater spear-nosed bat) is the source of this 4602-nucleotide messenger RNA. RefSeq names its product SEC31 homolog B, COPII coat complex component (gene SEC31B). The transcript is spliced from 27 exons. Gene Ontology annotation, cellular component: endoplasmic reticulum exit site; COPII vesicle coat. The coding region runs from base 97 to 3639 and encodes 1180 amino acids. Gene Ontology annotation, biological process: COPII-coated vesicle cargo loading; endoplasmic reticulum to Golgi vesicle-mediated transport; endoplasmic reticulum organization. The record is from RefSeq and is a predicted model, not a curated record. Gene Ontology annotation, molecular function: protein binding; structural molecule activity. Lineage: Eukaryota; Metazoa; Chordata; Mammalia; Chiroptera; Phyllostomidae.